Paralichthys olivaceus (Japanese flounder) is the source of this 4355-nucleotide messenger RNA. The record is from RefSeq and is a predicted model, not a curated record. Lineage: Eukaryota; Metazoa; Chordata; Actinopteri; Pleuronectiformes; Paralichthyidae.
AUCAUCAGGGUCCAGUCCCCCAGCGGGAUGAAGAAGAUCCCUUCGACCAAGACGGAGACGGCUGAUGCGUUUUUGAAUAAGGUGGCCACAGAGUUUGGGUUCAACUCCAAUGGGUUUUCUGUUUACCUGAACCGCAACAAGACCGGAGAGAUUCUGUCCAAGAACGUUACCCUCAGCUUGCUUAAGAUCAAGCAUGGCGACAUGUUGUAUCUGUUCCCUUCAGGCUCCUCCAGCUCCUCCGGAGAGGUGAUGGACACGGCCACCCCGCACACAUCUUCAUCGCUACCGUCCGUCUUGUCAUCUUCCUCAUCGUCCACCAUGAUCCCUCGGUCCUUCUCAGCACCCCAGGUCCAGGAGGAUGAAAUUGAUCAGUAUCUGACCAAGCAAGACGGCAAGAUCUACAGGAACAAAGAUCCUCAAUUAUGUCGCCACGGUGCUCUUGGAAAAUGUGUGCACUGUGUACCGUUAGAGCCUUUUGACGAAGACUACCUGAAUCACCUCGACCCACCAGUGAAGCACAUGUCAUUCCAUGCUUACCUUCGCAAGCUGACCGGUGGAGCUGAUAAAGGGAAGUUUGCAGCUCUGGAGAACAUCAGCUGUAAGAUCAAGUCAGGCUGUGAGGGCCACCCUCCGUGGCCAGAGGGGAUCUGCACUAAGUGCCAGCCCAGCGCGAUCACACUGAACAGACAGAAAUACAGACACGUGGAUAACAUCAUGUUUGAGAACCACACCAUUGCCAACCGCUUCCUGGACUUCUGGAGGAAGACGGGCAGUCAGAGGAUGGGAUACUUGUACGGCAAGUACACUGAGCACAAAGACAUCCCGCUGGGCAUCAGAGCUGAGGUGGCUGCCAUCUACGAACCUCCACAGAAUGCCACCCAGAACAGCCUGGAAAUGUUGGAGGAUCCCAAAGCUGCAGCUGUGGAUGAAAUUGCUGCCAAACUGGGCCUGUGCAAGGUUGGCUGGAUCUUCACAGACCUGCUCUCUGAGGAUACGAGGAUAGGCACUGUCCGCUACACAAGAAACCAGGACUCACACUACCUGAGCGCAGAGGAGUGCAUCACAGCAGGCUACUUCCAGAAUCUACACUCGAACCCCUGCAGACUCUCUCGAGACGGACAUUUUGGAUCCAAAUUUGUGACGGCGCUGGCGACAGGGAGUCCAGAUAACCAGGUGCACUUUGAAGGAUACCAGGUGUCCAAUCAGUGCAUGGCUCUGGUGAGAGACGAGUGUCUGCUGCCCUGCAAAGACGCUCCAGAGCUGGGCUACGCUAAAGAGUCGAGCCCCGAGCAGUACGUCCCCGACGUCUUCUUCAAGGACACGGACAAGUUUGGAAAUGAUGUCACGUUUCUCGCUCGGCCUCUUCCUGUGGAGUAUCUUAUUAUAGAUAUCACCACCACUUUUCCAAAGGAUCCUCAGUUCACCUUCUGCUCCAAACAACACUUCCCCAUCGAGAACCGCGAUAUACUCGGAGAGACACAAGACUUCCACAGUUUAGCGACGUACCUGUCCCAGAGCACCUCCACGGCUUUCCUGGACAUCGUGUCCGACUUCCAUCUGCUCCUCUUCCUCGUCACCAAUGAAGUCAUGCCUCUGAGAGACAGCAUCGGGUUGCUACUCGAGGCAGUGAAGACUUCUAACGAGGAUCUGGCGCAGACCUGGAAGAAGUCUGAGCAGUGGGCCACCAUCGAGCAGCUGUGCAGUACGGUGGGCGGGCAACCCUCCAGCUCUCUGGGUUACGGGGCCAUGGGGGGCCCCUCAGUCCCGGCCUCCUCCUCAGCCAUGUGGUCCUGCCUCCACUGCACCUUCAUGAACCAGCCCGGCACAGAGCACUGUGAAAUGUGCAGCCUGCCCCGCAGUUAAAAACCCGCCACCCUUCACCUCCCCCCUCCCCCCUGCUUCCGUGAUCUCACACAGCCCCGCCCAGCUGCCCUCUUAACUCGCCAAUGACGCCACUGCACCCGGAGCAGCUGCGAAGUUCAGAAUUCGGUUUCUCUCGCCUCGGUCGUUGCCGCCUCACUGCUGCUGUGACGAGUGGAGGGAUGCACCUGUUUACAUCCAGUUCGUUCAAUAAAUAAAGUUCAAUCAGACUGUUCUGUGUGUGUCCCUCCUCACAGCGGCUCUGGUGAGCGGCGGGCUUCUUUACAGUUCAGCACUUUUGGCUGAGGCCCUUUCCCCUGAAAUAACCCCCCCCCCUCCCCCGGCUCAGAUAAAUCUUGCUGUGACUCAGGACGACAGCAAAGACUCGAGUGUUUGGACGUCCUCUCACAUCAGUGCCCCGCUCACUCUCACUUCGUCUUCUGGAGAAUUUUGCUGUGUAUAAAUACAUUUGAGGAAUGAAACUGUUAUUUAAUUAAGCAUCUUUUUUUUUUCUUUUUUUUUUUUUAUCCGAUUGUAGCGAUACCUUAAAAUUUUGAAUCUCCAGCGUGGACUCUGCUCCGUCAGGUUUUUACAGGCCUUGGUCUCUUUGACGAGCCCCUUCAGUACAAUCAUCAGACGGAAACGUUGAGGGCUCCAGAGUUGUUCGGUUCAAGUAGAGUUUAUUUUCAGUAUUAAAGAAAAGUCGUGGAUUAGAAAACGUUGAUAACAUCCUCCAGUGAGUGCAGCUUGUCCCGUUGGUGACCGACGUCCCUCUAACUCGAAGUGGUUCCUCAACAUCUUUCACUGGUUCGUUGGAAUUGUAGUUUUUAGUUUUGAUGGUUUGUUCUGUCUCUGGUAAAACGACACCAUCCAUCGCCAUCACGACGUGCUCGUAGAAACAACUGGUGCUCGCCACUUCCCUCUCUGUCACAUCCCCCGCACCUGGUUCUUGUCUUUCCCUUUUCCCGCCGUCAGAUCGGAACCAGCUUUUCUCCGCUGAUGAGCCCCCCUGGGUCUUUCCAUCGUUCAGUCUUCAAAACAGUUUCCUGCUCGGACAGAAAGAGUUUGCGGGUCAAUGGGGCGGAGAGAGAUACAGACGCUAUCGCGUGUCUCUUCUGAUGUCUCGUCUGUCAGCAGGAUGACGAUGAGCAGCUUUUAAAAAGACGUCGGUCGUGUAAUUACUCCCUCGACUUCCCCCCCAGAGACCCUGAGCGUCCUCCGGCAGCAGAGGAGGCUUGAAUGAUGUUUGCAGAUUUACAGUGUGUCUGAUGCAGCUCAGUCUGAAAACAGUGAGAAUCACUCAGCUGUCAGACGAACCCUGACAAAUAUGCACGUUGGCUUUAUCUAGUUAACGGACGUGAAGUAAAUUUAACAUGUGAUUCUCACGACUCUCACGAAAAGAGCAGAAAUGUCCCAGAACGAAAAACUUCUCCAAACCUCAAGAGAAAUAAAACGAGUGUCUCCAUGUCCCAUUCAAAGAAUUUAGAGAAACCUUCUGUUCAACUUGUUCCAGUCGACUUCAACGUUCGAAUCCUUCGGGUUCAGUUGGUUUAACGUCAUUAACGUGUGACAGCAAAACGUUUCCUCCGUCUGCACUUCGUCCAAAAUGAUCAGAAACAUCUCGAACACAUCGAUGGAUAAAACCACGUCAUCGCUCGUACACGGAGCCCAGCAGAACUGAUGCCCGUGUGUGUCAGCAGAGGGCGCUGUUGCUCAGUCAAAGUUACUUAGUGUUGCUUUAAAGUUUUAAAGACAAUUAGCACUUGAGGACUCUGAUGCCUUUUACUGCUCAUUUAAUAUGAGAGAAUCACAAAUGAAACAGUUUGGUGUCUUUUAUUCUUAAAUAGCGAAUGACACAGAUUCUAAAAUUAAACCACAAAAGACAGUUUCCCAUAUUUGCCUCAUUUGACUGAUCUGGAAUCAUUUAACUCUACGACCUCGACACGUCGACUGAACUCCACUCACACAUAUCAAUACGUCACGUAGCUCCGCACUGUUGCGUCCGAUCCCUUCAUUGAUUCUUUACUAAACAUCUGAAAGAAAACUGAGCGAAUCCCUAAGAACUGUCCACUUGACCCGGGGUCGUCGUCUCCGGGGAAACGGGCCUCUUCAGUAAAGUGGGCGGGUCACGGGCCGCACAUUUAGAUAUUUAUGAGACGUGUGCUUCUAAGUAAGAGCUUGACAGUUAUUCCAUGGAUGAAGUGAGAAUAUAUUUUAAUUGUAGAUUCAUUUGAAAAUGCUUGGAUUGUUUUUGCCCCCUGUGUGAAUAAUGUGAGAGCAUCUUCUCUGAUGUCAUGGUAACGGACGGCAGCGACCUUUUCCUUUUGUACUCGUCCGGGACCCGUUUGCUGAGCAAGCUCGCUCCUGGAGUUACUGCAGGUCCUCACGUUCCGCCGAGUUAACAAAGGACGCUGAGAGUCGUGUGCUGUUCACCUGGAUUUGAAAAUAGAAUAAAAAAAUUUAAAUAAACAACAAAAAUUUCCUUUUGCACAAAA